Molecule: messenger RNA, 387 nt
Organism: Rangifer tarandus platyrhynchus (Svalbard reindeer)
Lineage: Eukaryota; Metazoa; Chordata; Mammalia; Artiodactyla; Cervidae
Source: the annotation of a GenBank genome assembly
AUGAUGAAGUUGAGACAGAAGGUGGAGGAGAAUUCACAGAUGUUAGCUAAUUCCCCUGCAGAGGUUUCCAUUGCCCAGCCUGCUCAGCAGAAGACGAGGAUGACCAAACUCCUAGAACCUCUUAUCAAUGAAGAAGGCACAUACUUAAAUCUGCAUAAUCACCACAUACGGACCCUAGCAGCCAAGUGUGGCUUACAGAGCCCAGCUGGCUCUCUCGCCGGUGGCCCACCCUCUUCCUACGCCGACCGGAAGCUGGACGGACCCAGAGCACCUGGACGCCGUCAGCCGCAGCACAUGCGCAGUCUGCACCCCGGCUGCGCCCUGAGAGCAGGCCCACCUGGCCUGGAAGAGGGCGUGCUCUACGCUUCCGCCUGUAAGGAGCUUUGA